AGAAAAACCAAAGAAACACAACAGUUUAUAAAAAUAUAAAACAAGAGAGAAUAGCUAUUUACAAUAUUUUUGAUUAAAUUUGAGCCCGGAACAUAAGAGAACACCAAAAUGUCUUCCAUGGCUGCAUUUGAUCAGUUCAAAAUUGGACUCAAAAUGGUGGACUUUAAAGUGCAACAGCGUCGCUAUAGGACCAGCGAAAAGACAGUCGUUAGCACCACCUAUGGACCCAUCAAGGGGGUCAAACGAAAGUCCAUCUAUGGCCAGCCAUAUUUCAGCUUCGAGCGCAUACCCUUUGCCAAACCACCACUGGGCGAGCUCCGCUAUAGGGCACCACAGCCGCCAGAGAUCUGGACAGAGGUGCGCAGCUGUACAUCACAGGGGCCAAAGCCAUUGCAGAAACAUUUUGUAUUCGAUAUGACAGACGGUUCCGAGGACUGCCUGUACCUCAAUGUCUACACAAAGAAUUUAUAUCCCACCAAACCCAUGCCAGUGAUGGUCUGGAUCUAUGGAGGCGGCUUUCAAUUUGGAGAAGCCUCACGCGAGUGCUACAGUCCCGACUACUUGCUGCGCGAAGAUGUGGUCGUGAUAUCCAUCAACUAUCGACUGGGUCCUUUAGGUUUCCUUUGCUUAGAUGAUCCUGAGCUGGAUGUACCCGGCAAUGCGGGGCUGAAAGAUCAGGUGCUGGCCCUCCGUUGGGUCAAGGCCAAUUGUUCUCGUUUCGGCGGAGAUUCUGGGAACAUAACUAUUUUUGGUGAUAGCGCUGGCAGCGCCUCCGUGCACUACAUGAUGAUCACAGAGCAGACACGCGGUCUCUUCCACAAGGCCAUCUGCAUGUCAGGCAACACACUCUCCCCCUGGGCGGUGACGCCACAGAGGAAUUGGCCAUAUCGUCUUGCCGUCCAGGCGGGCUACACGGGUGAGAAUAACACCCGCGAUGUCUGGGAGUUUCUCAGCAAUGCCAAGGGCUCGGACAUAAUCAAAGCCAACGGCGAUCUAAGCAUCGAGGCGGAGAAAAAGGAACGUAUUGGUUUCUCCUUUGGACCCGUCAUCGAACCCUUUGUCACGAGUCAUUGUGUGGUGCCGAAGAAACCCAUUGAAAUGAUGCGCACCGCCUGGAGCAACAGUAUACCCCUCAUCCUGGGUGGCGUCUCCAAUGAGGGUCUACUCCUGUAUUCGGAGACCAAAGCCAAACCCAAUUGCCUGAAUGAGUUGGAUGAUUGCCGGUUUGUGGUGCCCAUAGAACUGAACAUGGAUCGAGAGAGCGCUCUAUGCAAAGACUAUGGCGAACAGUUGAGGGAGUGCUACUAUGGCGAUAAAAUGCCAAGUCUGGACACACUCCACGAGUACCUACAGAUGGUCUCCCAUGAGUACUUCUGGUUCCCCAUUUAUCGCACAGUAUUGUCUCGCCUGGAGUAUGCCAGGAGUGCACCCACCUAUUUGUAUCGCUUCGAUUUUGAUUCGAAGCACUUCAAUCACCUGCGCAUCCUUAGUUGUGGCAAGAAGGUUCGAGGCACCUGCCACGGCGACGAUCUCUCCUAUCUCUUUUACAAUUCACUGGCCCGCAAACUGAAGAUCCAUACGCGGGAAUACAAGUGCAUUGAGCGCCUGGUGGGUUUGUGGACCCACUUCGCGGCCUAUGGUAAUCCCAAUUUUGAUCCGGAUCAGUCGGAACUGUGGCAGCCAGUGUCCGCGGCGUCCGUCGAGAAACAUCAGCUAAAGUGCCUUAAUAUAUCCGAUGAGCUGAAAAUAAUCGAUGUGCCCGAUCUGCGUAAGCUGAUGGUCUGGGAGAGUUUCUUUAGGCGCGACGAACUGCUUUGAGGUGGGAGGAAAAACGAUUGCGAUUGCGACCUGCGACUUGCGAUUGGUAUGGAAUGGAAUGUGUGGAGUAUCUCCACUUAGAUGUAGAUCUGUAGCUUUAUCUGUACGAUUCUAACAGCUUUAUGUUCGAAAGCCUCUGUUCAAAACAAUGCAAAAGCGUAGCUUUAGGCCUAAACAAAAAUGAAACACCCCCCUCUACUGUUGUUAAGUUUUUGCCAAUAUCGAAAGAUUCUAUUUAAGUGUGUUAAAGUUUUAGCAGCUUCUACAUGUAUCUGUGUAUAUCUAUCUGGAAUAGGUCUGAACUAUAUCGGGAAGCGUAAUGUAAGCCAGGCAGUAGUUAUGAUUAUGAAACACAAGUCGCAACUGAAGUACCUUCUAUGAGAAACUACAAAAAAAAAAAAACACAAAAACAAAAGAGUAAACAAA
Messenger RNA from Drosophila guanche, 2244 nucleotides. Its product is annotated as esterase B1. NCBI's taxonomy places the organism in Eukaryota, Metazoa, Arthropoda, Insecta, Diptera, Drosophilidae. Gene Ontology annotation, molecular function: cholinesterase activity. Bases 109 to 1818 code for a protein of 569 amino acids. The record is from RefSeq and is a predicted model, not a curated record. The transcript has 5 exons.